Molecule: messenger RNA, 3075 nt
Organism: Scylla paramamosain (green mud crab)
Lineage: Eukaryota; Metazoa; Arthropoda; Malacostraca; Decapoda; Portunidae
Gene: nop5
Product: nucleolar protein 58-like
Exons: 9
Coding region: 90-1688 (532 amino acids)
Cellular component (GO): box C/D methylation guide snoRNP complex; small-subunit processome
Molecular function (GO): snoRNA binding
Source: RefSeq, a predicted model, not a curated record
CGACAAAAUACAGAGCAGCCAUGCGAACGGCGUCGAACGGCGGGCCACGUGUGUUUAGAUCGGGUUGAUGUUGAUGCUAGACUGCCAAAAUGCUUGUAUUAUUUGAAACUGCGGCGGGAUUUGCCAUAUUUAAGUUACUGGAUGAAAAGAAACUGCAGCAGGUAGACAAUCUUUUUGAAAACUUUACAUCUACUGAGAAAGCAAGUAAAGUUGUACAACUCCAGGAAUUUAAGAAAUUUGCAGACUCUGCUGAUGCUUUGGAAGCUGGAGUAGCACUUAAUGAAGGAAAAUUAUGCAAGCCAUUGAAAAAGUUAUUGAAGAAAGUUUAUUCGGAGGAGGUACAGGAGCAGCUGAUGGUAUGGGAUGCCAAGCUGGGAAAUUCAAUCAAGGACAAGUUGGGAGUGCAGUGUGUGACCAACAACAGUGUUGCUGAGCUGAUGAGAUGCAUCAAAUCACAGGUGGAGGGUCUCAUUCCAGGCCUGCAGUCAAAGGAGCUGGCAGCCAUGUCCCUUGGGCUGGGCCACAAUUUGGCAAGGUACAAAUUGAAAUUCUCUCCAGACAAGGUUGAUACCAUGGUUGUUCAGGCCAUUUCCCUCCUUGAUGACAUUGACAAGGAACUGAACAACUACACCAUGAGGACAAGGGAGUGGUAUGGUUGGCAUUUUCCAGAACUAGGGAAGAUAAUUACUGAUAAUGCUGCUUACAUCAGCACUGUUCUGACAAUGGGCACACGAGAGAAAGCAGUAGCAUCAGACUUUUCAGCAAUAUUGUCUGAGGAAAUGGAGGAGAAAGUGAAGGAGGCAGCUGAAGUGUCUAUGGGUACUGAAAUAUCAGAAGAGGACAUAAUAAAUAUUAAGUGUUUGUGUGAACAGGUUCAGGAAUUAACAGAAUACAGAGAACAGCUUUACACCUACUUAAAGAACAGGAUGGCAGCCAUUGCACCCAAUGUAACUAUUCUGGUGGGAGAACUAGUUGGGGCUCGUCUGAUAGCCCAUGCAGGCUCCCUCAUUAACCUUGCCAAACACCCUGCUUCCACCAUCCAAAUUCUAGGAGCUGAAAAGGCUCUCUUCAGGGCUCUCAAGACCAGACAUUCCACCCCCAAGUAUGGUCUUCUGUAUCAUGCUCAACUUGUUUCACAGACUAGUACCAAAAAUAAGGGUAAAAUGUCGCGAAUGUUGGCUGCCAAAGCUGCUCUUGCCUGCCGUUAUGAUGCUCUUGGUGAAGAAACCACAACCGAUAUGGGCAUUGAGAACAGAUCUAAACUGGCAUCAAGAAUAGCAAUGCUUGAGGAAGGCCAUUCCUUCAAGAUCUCCGGAAGGGGGAAAAGUCUUGCCAAGUUCGCUAAGUAUCAGGGAGUUAGGGAGGUCCAGCAGUAUCAUGCUGCUGCUGAUACCACCUUAGCAAGCUCAACAAAGCGUAAAUUUGAUGAUGGUUUUGAAGAAGAACCUGCCAAGAUGAUAAAAGUAGAAGAAAAGCAAGAAACUGCACAGGCUAGUACUAGCACUGAAAAGAAAAAGAAGAAAAAGAAAAAGAUCAAACAAGAGGAAGGUGAAGAAGCAAGUGCAGAACAGCAGGUGGAGGUCAAACAAGAACCUGAGGCUAACCAGGCAGAAGCCAUGGAUGUUGAUCAGUCAGAGAAGAAGAAAAAGAAAAAGAAGAAGAAGAAGGAGGCUGAGGGUGCUGAAUAACAAGGGUAGUAUGCUUUCACUUAAGUAUUAAGUGAGUUGUUCAUAGAUUUAAAGGAGGGAAUUGUAAGAAGUAACAACUAAAGUGUUCUUCAUACUAUUAUUGAUUUUAUUUAUUAUUAUUGUUAUUAUUAUUAUUAUUUUUUAAUAUUAUUUUAAUGUGAUUCAUAUGUAUUUAUCAGUAUAUAAAUAUAUGUAUCUGAUGCCCAUUUCUGAGAACAUCUCCCUUUAGGGGAUUGCCACAUUAGAAGAUUCUCCAUUUAUUUCAGACUUUCUCUCUCUCUCUCUCUCUCUCUCUCUCUCUCUCUCUCUCUCUCUCUCUCUCUCUCUCUCUCUCUCUCUCUCUCUCUCUCUCUCUCUCUCUCUCUCUCUCUCUCUCUCUCUCUCUCUCUCUCUCUCUCUCUCUCUCUCUCUCUCUCUCUCUCUCUCUCUCUCUCUCUCUCUCUGUUGUAUGGUGGUAAAUUUUCCUUGCACUUGAUUAGAAGCUUUUGUUCUAUUCUAUUCUAUUCUAUUGUACUCAAACUCCCAUGGUCAUCUCAAUCUUUGGCAUUCUUUUUAUUUGAUUAAACAGUUGUAUGGUGCUGCAUUUCAAUUCUGUCAGCCAUUCAUCAUUUAAUUUGUCCACCUUUACUUGACAUACAAUAUCUGUUAUGCAUCUUUUCAAUAUGCACUGUGUUUUCCCUCAUUUUAGUGCAAUCCUGAUAACUUGAAUGUGAAAAUAUUUUACCUAUAUUUUAGAACUAGGAUAAUUUCUGGUUCAGAUACAUUUCUUCACACCAUAGUAUGGAGGACAUGGCUUUGUCACAGACUGGCCAAGCUGAAAGAUACUGCCAAUUUUUCAGCAUUUCAAAUUUUGAGUGAAAGGGACAGGCAGAGGAACAAGGUGACUUGAGUACACCCUCUUCAGUCCAAAUGUUUAUUCCUAAAAUGUGAUAAGACAUGUCAAGUCUUAACCUUUCAAGGAAAUAUCAGCCUGAUAUAUAAAUACAUUAAAAAUUGUACAGUAUGCAUUGAGCUUUUUGCAUAGGAAAUCAAGCAUAUGAGUCAUAUUGUAAUGAACUUCAGUGUCAUUUCUUAGAAUUCCUUCAGUUCAGUAGAAUUUGGAGUGAAGAAGGUGGAUGCACUUGCCAAGCACUUGUGUCUGGUUAGUGCAAAUACUAGAUAUUUGUCAUGCUAAUGGGAGAUUAAUGUUAUAUUUUGAACUGCUCCCUAACUUUUGUGAAGGGAAGCAGUUAAAUACGCAAUAUAUUUUUUUCAUUUAUAAUUAGUUUUUAUUUUUUUUUAAGACAGUCAUGUGAUAUGACUGCAUUUUAUAUUAUAACAAAUUCCUUGAUGCUGGAAAGUCCAAAAAAAACUUGUCAGAUAUUACAAGAAAUAAAUUUGAUUGAUA